Molecule: messenger RNA, 2144 nt
Organism: Eremomyces bilateralis CBS 781.70
Lineage: Eukaryota; Fungi; Ascomycota; Dothideomycetes; Eremomycetales; Eremomycetaceae
Exons: 2
Coding region: 147-1937 (596 amino acids)
Biological process (GO): regulation of transcription by RNA polymerase II
Cellular component (GO): chromatin
Molecular function (GO): RNA polymerase II cis-regulatory region sequence-specific DNA binding; DNA-binding transcription factor activity, RNA polymerase II-specific
Source: RefSeq, a predicted model, not a curated record
UCCGCCUCGAUCAUCCAAGUCCACAUCUCCAAUCCACUCGUCGACCUUUGCUUCACAAAAGUCCGCUGCGAUCCGCCGUUGCGGAAAGGCAAACGAACUCACCCGCAAUCGUCUGGUCUUCUGCGCACCGAGCGGGUACCUGAGCCAUGGAUCACCAACUCCACCACAUGCCUCCGCCCGUCGCUCCGAAGAGGACCGCAUCUGGAUCCAUUCGUCCCAACAAUCGCAGCGUCUCCGAACCUCACCAAGAUAUCUCAUUUCCCAUCCCGCCAGAAGUCGCGCCGCAUCUCCAAGCGCUUCGAAGAUUUGACCUCGAGGCCGUCAUUCGAUGGAUCACGCUCGAUCGGCAGCAAGCGCUCAACAACGUCUCUCCUGGUGCCACCUCGCAAUUCCCCCAUGGAAUCCCUCACCAUCAGCCACGUCUCUCCGUUGCGUCGUCCAUCGGGAGACAGUCGACCACCUCGAGUAUCUUCUCUGCGCCACCAGGCCAUCGCCAAUCGAUUAGCUCAGCAAACACCAACUUCACCGUCCUCUCCGGGCGAUCCGAUCAAUUCUCCCCUGCCGGCGAGUUUCAGCAAUGGAACUUCGAAGGUCCCACUGCACUCCCUCAAGUGCCUCUCGCCUCGCAACAACAGCCGCAACGUCGGAAUCCCAUGAGUCCCACGGCAGCGCCCAUGUCUCAGACGGCCAACAUCGUUGGGAUUCCGCGGUCGUCCCCUCGUCCUGCACCUCGAAGCGACCCCGAAAAGAAGCAGAAGUACGUCUGCACGUCAUGCGAAGUCAAGUUCACGCGACGGUGGGAUUGGAAGCAUCAUGAGGAAACCGUUCAUGAGCGAUGGAGGAAAUUCCCGUGUCCGGACUGCAAUCAGGAGUUCUGGAGCGAGAACUCGUUCAACCAGCAUCAUAAAUCCGCCCACAAUUGUAAGAACUGCCCACACGCGACCUCCGUAAAACAGGAUCUCGAGAAGAGAACGGCAUGGGGCUGUGGCUUCUGUGCUGCCAUCCAUUACGCAUGGGAAGAGCGCUGCAAACAUGUCGCAACCCACUUUGACAAAGGCGAAUCCAAAGACGAUUGGAAGCACUCCAACGUCAUCUAUGGCUUGCUUCACCAACCGGAUCUCCUGGAAGCCUGGCGUGCGUUGCUCAUCUUCAAGCACGGCCAAUUCCCCGAUCCUCAACCUUGUUUCAGCUGGAAAGCGAAGGUCACCGGUCGUCAACAAGGCUUCCGGGAAUCGGGUUGCGGCCAACUACAAGACUUGCUCGAGUUUGCCCGUACCAAGGAAUCGGUACAGUCCGUUGUACAAAUGGCUUACGAUAACGGCAUACUUCAAUCGACUCCUCCCGUCCUCAAACUUCAACGACGGAACAGCAAUUUCCCCAUUGCUCUCGCCGACUCCCCUCAGGCUAUAAAAUCCCCCCAAAUGCAACCUCGAACAAAAUCCGAGCCAACUCCCUCCGUGAGCCCCCCCGAUGACUCUCCCGCCGCCCCCACCCCAACCACGAGCCUCCAAGACGCCUUCAACCCCGUCCAAGUCACCGUUCCCGCAAAUGCCGACCCAUCCGACACUGCGUCCGUCCCCAUGGACCAUUCCAUGUCCGGCACCGACCCCAACGACGCCUUCACCGUCUACUUCGACCCCAACCAAAUGCAUAUGAACCAAUUCGGAGGUCCUCUAUCAUCCCACCCAUCCGGCAUGCCUACAGCCGCCUGGGCACAGCAACAACACCUGUCGCAAUCGCAGCAUAUGCACCCCUUCUCCCCGUCCGGACCGUUCGCCAUGGGCAACAUGGCUGGCCUUUUCGUGGACAAGGACCUGCCUCCGCUCCCCCCUCACGAGAUCCCGCUCACUUUUGAAGGGAAUGAGGAGUGGAGUAGUGCCUAUUCAACGCAGAUCGGGGACGAUGACAGCAUUAUUCAACCGCAAAUGCCUACGUGAUGCGAGCGUGCAUCCGCGUCCAGAAAUCCGAUAACUCGGACCGAUUCCUGAACGAGGAGGUCUGGAUAUAAGGUUGGUAGUCCAGAGCGCCUGUCGCUUAGUCUCGCAACCUUCGUAGUUAGCGGGAAUGCGAUGCGAUUGCGCAUCCGACAAGUCUGUCGAAGUAGAUCUCCUGCGCGCCCAACAGUUAAGCUGGGUCCGAGCUUG